Molecule: messenger RNA, 558 nt
Organism: Seminavis robusta
Lineage: Eukaryota; Bacillariophyta; Bacillariophyceae; Naviculales; Naviculaceae
Source: the annotation of a GenBank genome assembly
AUGAAUCGAAUCUACGCGGGACUGAUCAGCGAUCCUCACCCCACAACAGCCAAGAGCACCCAACCUCAGCCAUACAGAAGUAACCAUGCCCUGCUCACAUCAGACCAGAGGAAAGCCAAUCCCCACUCUGCCUGUUGUAGUCUGACUCUCGAUCUCUCUUGUGUCAAACCUAGCUAGAAGUGCAAAAAACUGAAAGAGAAUGGUGGUUCGAUUGCGAUUGCAACGCUUCGGGCGAACCCAUGCUCCCUUUUAUCGAAUGGUGGCGGCUCACUCCAAGGCCCCUCGAGACGGUCGAUUCCUGGAGAUUGUUGGCACCUACAAUCCUAUUGCGAACCGCCAUGGAAUGAAGGAAAUUCGACUCAAGACAGAUCGCCUCAAGUACUGGAUUGCUGUGGGCGCUCAACCAUCGGACAGAGUGGCUUGGGUAUUGGGAAAAUUCGGGAUUUUGCCACCACCUCCAAGAAGAACGUCCUUUGAAUCUGCAGUGCCAAAGAAAGAUCGGAAUAAAGAUGAUUAGCAAUAGAAAAGAUAUAAAUUUAAUCAGACACUUGCUAUUUU